CAGCCAGAGCGCUGAUGGGCGGUCAGAAGGAAUGAGGAAUCGGAGUAACGAUGGGGAGAAAAGGAUUGACAGACGAGUGGAAUCUGAAGAGUCCGGUGAUGAAGACGGACAAAACAAAGGAGUGAUUGAAGAAGUGUUUCAGAAUAUUAGAGUGAGGGGAAAUGCAUCAGGAGAACCAGAUACUCCAGUUGAUAUUGAAACAGUCAUUUUAGAUCCUGAAGCAGAGGAUGUUGAUCUGAAUCACUGCAGAAUAGGGAAGAUUGAAGGGUUUGAAGUCCUGAAGAAAGUGAAGGUGCUAUGUCUUCGUCAGAACCUUAUCAAAAUGAUCGAGAACCUCGACCAUCUGACGACACUCCGAGAGCUGGAUCUGUACGAUAACCAGAUCAAAGUAAUCGAAAAUCUUCAGGUCUUGAAGGACCUUGAGAUUUUAGAUCUCUCGUUUAACAUCCUGCGGAAAGUUGAUGGUCUGGAAGGCCUGACAAAGCUGAAGAAGCUCUUCCUCCUGAACAAUAAGAUCACGAAAAUGGAAAAUAUUGGCCACCUCGAGCAGCUGGACCUCCUGGAGCUCGGAUCGAAUCGCAUCCGGGUUAUAGAGAAUAUUGACAUUCUAAAAAAGAUGACCAGUUUGUUUUUGGGUAAAAACAAAAUCACCAAAUUACAGAACCUGGACGGGCUAACGAAUCUGACGGUACUCAGUAUACAGAGCAACCGUCUUACAAAGAUCGAAGGGAUGCAAAGUCUGGUCAACUUGCAAGAGCUUUACCUGAGUCACAAUGGGAUUGAAGUGAUCGAAGGUUUAGAAAACAAUAAAAAGUUAACCACAGUCGACAUAGCAAACAACCGAAUCAAGAAGAUUGAGAAUAUCAGCCACCUCACAGAGCUCCAGGAAUUCUGGAUGAACGAUAAUUUAAUUGAGCAGUGGAGUGACCUCGAUGAACUGAAGAACGCAAAAAACCUCCAGACGGUAUAUUUCGAAGGUAACCCGUUGCAGAAGGAUCCACAGUAUCGACGGAAAGUAAUGUUGUCCCUUCCAUCCAUACGACAAAUCGAUGCAACUUUUAUCCGAUUCUAAAGGAAGGAGUUUGCACCACUGACUGGCAUGUAUGUGUAGGGAAGGUAUUUUAUCUGACUGUCACUCUUAACGUAUUUGAUAAAAGCACUAAAUUAUAGCUAAAAAUAAAUCGAUGCAUUAUUUUGUUAUUGACUUUUACCUCACGAAUGUGCUUCCUUUGUGUUGGUUGCUUUAUCCUCCAUCCUGCACCUUUGCCCAGUUUCUCUACCGAUCUCAUGACUAAUCCUUCCUCAGCUUGUGAGGAUGAAUGUACCUGUGUUUGAAUGUUUUUUGUAAAAGAAUGAACAUUAAAAACGUGAAUUCGUGAACACA
Callorhinchus milii (elephant shark) is the source of this 1384-nucleotide messenger RNA. RefSeq names its product protein phosphatase 1, regulatory (inhibitor) subunit 7 (gene ppp1r7). The transcript is spliced from 10 exons. The coding region runs from base 32 to 1072 and encodes 346 amino acids. Gene Ontology annotation, molecular function: protein binding. The record is from RefSeq and is a predicted model, not a curated record. Lineage: Eukaryota; Metazoa; Chordata; Chondrichthyes; Chimaeriformes; Callorhinchidae.